Messenger RNA from Seriola aureovittata, 5830 nucleotides. RefSeq names its product immunoglobulin-like and fibronectin type III domain-containing protein 1. The coding region runs from base 189 to 5198 and encodes 1669 amino acids. Lineage: Eukaryota; Metazoa; Chordata; Actinopteri; Carangiformes; Carangidae. The record is from RefSeq and is a predicted model, not a curated record. Gene Ontology annotation, molecular function: protein binding. The transcript has 27 exons.
CACUGGCUCUAGGCAGUAGAGGAGCAUCAGGCACCGACUUGCACACUGCUGGACAGAUCUAUUACAUAGAAAAAAUUAAGAAGGCUGCACAGUGUGACCAGACUGCUGCCUGACAGGGAACAGAGCUGAGAGCGCUGAGGACUGUGAGCAGAGCCUUGUGAAUCAGCAGAGCUCCAGAGGACGCCAAGAUGUGGAAGAGGUCAAAGGUGACCGAUCAAACUGCCGCUGGGCAGGCAGGCAUCAAGAGGAAGUCCAAAGUGCCCGGUGUCAUGAUAACGCAGUAUAUGGAGGAACUUCCUGAGGGAAUGUCAACUCCAGAUUUCACUCGCAAACCCAUCGCUCUGACUAUUCAAGAGGGUAAAUUUGCAGUCUUUAAGGCCAUAGUAGUGGGUACUCCCAUGCCUGUUGUGACAUGGAGCAGAGCAAAUGGAGAAAUAGUUUAUAAACCUGACGUGUGCCAGCAAAAGUAUGAUGAGGCAUCUCACGAACAUACCAUUGAGUUUCCUAAGGUUACCCCAGAGGAUGCUGACACCUACAAGUGUUUUGCAACAAAUGAGUAUGGAAAAGCUGUUUGCACCGUUGUCUUAAAUGUUAUUGCGGUUGGAUUCUCUAAGACCAAAGAAUUUCAAAAGGCACAAGUAGAAGAUCUCACAGACACCCGAAAAAGACUGAAAAAACGAAACCCUGACGGAACACGUGAGGAAAAGGUAAUGGAUACAGAGGACAAGAUCUGGGAAAUUCUGCUUAGUGCGGAUAAGAAAGACUAUGAGCGGAUCUGCGCCGAGUACGGUAUCAAAGACUUCCGAGGCAUGCUGAAGAAACUCAGCGAAAUGAAGAAAGAGAGAGAGGAGGAGAUUGCAGAGUUUGUGGCACAUAUCUCCAAACUGAAACCUAUUGAGGUCAGCUGCGACGACUGUGCAACAAUUGAGUUGGACAUGGACCUCAAGGAUCCUUUGAGCAAAAUCUUCCUAUACAAGGAUGGCGUCAUGGUUCCUUUCAGUAAAGAAGAAGGCGAGACGUUGAAGCAUAGUUUGAAACAAAUUGGCAAGAAAUACGUAUUCACGAUUAAAAAACUAGGUGCAGAGGAUGCUGGACUCUACUCAGUGGAUGUUGAGGGCGUCAAUGUAUUUUCCACAGACUUUAAAGUACCCGAAGUUGACUUUGCUGUCAAGAUACAUGAGGUCAAGGCAACAGAACGAGAGGACGCGCUCUUUCAAUGUGUCCUGACUGCACCCAUGAAUGAGGUCAAAUGGUUUGGCAAAAACGCAGCACUGUCAAAUGAUAAAAAACAUGAAAUCAUUGUAUCUGAAGAUAGGCUCAUUCACAAGCUGAUUGUGCGGGACUGUAUGCCUUUGGAUGCUGGUAUCUAUGCUGCUGUGGCAGGAAUCAAAUCAUGCAAUGCCUGGCUUGUGGUUGAAGCUGACAAAGAUCCUGCCAACAAGGGCAAGAAGGCAGCUCGCAAAACUACUAUGGCUGGAGGCGGUAAUGACGAAGAUCUGAUGAAAAUAGCUAAGGAACAGCAGGAAAGAUAUCAGAAAGAAAUGGAAGAAAAAAUGGAAAAAGCCAAGAAGGCUCAAGAGGAGAGAGAAGCUGCAGAAGCAGCUGCCCAAGCGGAGACAGAAGCAGCUAGAAAGGAAGCGGCUGAGGCCAAAGCUGCAGCUAAAGCUGCGGCUAAAGCUGCUGCAAGGGCAAAGAGAGCAGCAGCUGGAAAGGAUGGAGCUGCGAGGAAAAGUAAGAAGGAUGCUGGUGCUGCUGGUGGUGCAGGCUCUGCUGCAGAUGGUGCUGGAGGCGCUGGAGGUGCUGGCAGCGCUGGUGGCGCUGGAGGUGCUGGUGGCGCUGGUGGAGGUGCUGGUGGCGCUGGUGGAGGUGCUGGUGGCGCUGGAGGUGCUGGUGGCGCUGGUGGAGGCGCUGGAACUGGUGCAGGUGCUGGUAAAGGCAUCGGAGCUGGUGUUGGUGGUGGUGGAGGUGGACAAGGUGGAGAAGGAGGUGUAGGUGGGGCUGGAGGAGGAGCAGGAGGAGGAGCAGGAGGAGGAGUUGGAGGUGGAGCUGGAGGUGGAGCUGGAGGAGGAGCAGGAGGAGGAGCAGGAGGAGGAGUUGGAGCUGGAGCUGGAGGAGGAGCAGGAGGAGGAGUUGGAGGAGGAGCAGGAGGUGGAGUUGGAGGAGGAGCAGGAGGUGGAGUUGGAGGAGGAGCAGGAGGAGGAGCAGGAGGUGGAGCUGGAGGAGGAGCAGGAGUUGGAGGUUUGGCUGCAGGUGGAGCAGGAGUUGGAGGUGGAGCUGGAGGUGGAGCAGGAGUUGGAGGUGGAGCAGGAGGAGGUUCGGGAGAAGAUUUUGAGAGUGAAGAUGACUACGACUCUUUCGAAGAUUCUGAUGAAGAAUUUGCAGGAGAGGGAGGAGAAGGAGGAGAAGGAGGAGAAGGAGGAGAGGGAGGAGCAGGAGGUGGACAAGGGAAGCGCAGGAAGCGCAUGAGAGAUGGUCCACUCGUUGCAGAUACAGUGAUAGGAGAUAAUAAUGAUGAGGAAACCACAAAUCAACAAGGUGAAAAAUCUGGGAAAAAAGGCAAACGUUCCAAAAAGAAACUUGGGGAGGUUGAAGAACCUGUUGUUGGAGAUAACAAUGAUGAGGAAACCACAAAUCAACAAGGUGAAAAAUCUGGGAAAAAAGGCAAACGUUCCAAAAAGAAACUUGGGGAGGUUGAAGAACCUGUUGUUGGAGAUAAUAAUGAUGAGGAAACCACAAAUCAACAAGGUGAAAAAUCUGGGAAAAAAGGAAAACAUUCCAAAAAGAAACUUGUGGAGGUUGAAGAACCUGUUGUUGACCCAGGAGUUCACUUUCAUGCUGGGCUUUCUGACUGCAAAGCCAUUGUUGGAGAGGCAGCAGAGAUGGAGUGCAAAGUGAACAGGGAAGACUGUCAGGGAAUCUGGUACAAAGAUGGAGAGGAGAUUACAUCAUCUGAGGGUAUAACCAUUACAAAAGAAGGAACUUUCCACAGGCUGAAAAUUCACAAAGUCACAGAGGAAUUUGCUGGAAAAUAUAAAUUUGAAGCGGAUGGGCGGAAAACAGAGGCCCUGAUUGUUGUUGAAGAUCCACCCAGAUUUGAUACUAAGGAACUGGAGGCAUUUAAAAUUCCUGUAACAGUGAAAAAAGGACAGAAAGCUACCUUCAAACUACCCUAUAUUGGAGGGGAACCUAUAAAAGUUCAGUGGUACCUUGACGGUGAAGAGCUUUCGGAUGAAUCAAAUAUCAAGCUUGAGCACGCAGAUGGGUACAGUCGUCUGCUUCUGACCAAGCUGCAACGCAAAGACAGCGGUGAAAUCAAAAUGAAACUCAAAAAUGAGUUUGGCACUAUUGAGGCCUUCAGCCAGCUCAUUGUACUGGAUAAACCUACUCCUCCAAUGGGACCCCUGGAGAUUGUUGAGGCAUCCUCCUCCACAAUUGAAUUCAAGUGGAGACCCCCAAAAGACAGCGGUGGCUGCAAGAUUGGACACUAUAUCCUGGAACGACAACAAGUUGGCCGCAACACCUGGAAGAAGUUGGGGCCAAUUGGUCCGGAUGCCAAGUACAAGGACACUGAUGUAGAUCAUGGCAGGAGGUAUUGCUAUCGCAUCAGAGUGGAGACUGAAAUGGGCACCAGUGAGCUGAUGGAAACGGAGGACAUUCAAGCCGGUACAAAAGCAUACCCUGGACCUCCAUCAGCACCAAAGAUUGUGAGUGCCUUCAAGGACUGCAUCAAGCUCUCCUGGGCUCCUCCUUCCAACACUGGUGGAACAAAUAUUCUGGGAUACAACCUUGAGAAACGCAAGAAAGGCAGCAACCUGUGGGGCCAAGUCAACCCACAUGAUGAGAUGAUCAAAGGGAAGGGAUAUGCUGCUAAAGACGUGGUUGAAGGCAUGGAGUACGAAUUCCGUGUGUCAGCAAUCAAUAAUUCUGGAGCCGGUGAAUUCAGUGCACCGUCUGAGUUUGUGUUUGCCAGAGACCCUAAAAAGCCUCCUGGUAAAGUCAUUGACUUUAAAGUGACAGAUUCCACCUACACAACCCUGUCCCUGUCUUGGACCAAACCCAAGGACAUUGAGGGGGUUGAGGAUGAGGCAAAAGGAUAUUUUGUGGAGAUCAGGCCUGCAGAAAACACAGAAUGGGAUCGCUGCAACACAAAUGCAAUAACCAUGAAUACUUUUACAGUGAAAGGCAUGAAGUCAUUGGCCAUGUACUGGGUGAGAGUAAUUGCUACUAAUGAUGGAGGAGAGGGAGAGCCGCAGGAGCUGGAUAAUUACAUCCUCGCUAUGCCUCCUCCUGUGAGGCCACGGUUCACAGAUGCAAAAAUCAAGAGUUUCAUGGUGGUGAGAGCAGGAAAUUCUGCCCGAUUCAACAUUAACUUUGAGGCCUCCCCUUGGCCUGAGGUCAUCUGGCUGAAAGAUGGAGCACCAGUGUCCAAAAAAGUGACCGUCAGCAAUGCAGAGGGUACAUCCCAGCUUCUGAUUCCCUCCUCUGAGCGCUCAGAUACUGGAAUCUACACAAUCAUUGUUAAGAACAUUGUUGGCCAAGAAACAUUCAGCAUUGAAAUUAGAGUCACAGAUGAACCUAAGCCACCAGGUCCUGUGGAGCUUGAUGAAAACGUGCCUGGUACAGUGACUAUUUCAUGGUCCGCAUCUCCAGACGAGAAACGUGAUGACAGGCUGCACUACAUGGUGACUAAGCGUGAUUCAAGCAAAAGAACAUGGCACACUGUUGCAGAUCUCAUCUUCAACAAUAGGUUCACAGCCUGCAACAUAAUGCCGGGCCGAGAAUAUCAGUUCAGAGUCUAUGCAAAGAAUGACAUGGGCUCUUCCAAACCCUCUGAAUCACCAAAGUGGCUCAUUUCUACCAAAAAAGAAAAGUUCACUGUGAAAAUGCCAAAGUCGAAGACCUGUAAUCUGCAGUGUCCUCCAAGGUUCAUUGUGCCACUAAAAUUGCACACUGCUCCUCAAGGGUAUGAAUGCUACAUGAGCUGUGCUAUAAGAGGAGAUCCAACACCUCAUGUGACAUGGCUCCGCAACAAUAUUAGUCUGAAUACCAACACUAACUACUACAUCUCCAACACCUGUGGAGUGUGUUCUCUGCUCAUAUUGAGGGUUGGACCUAAGGACACCGGGGAGUACAAGGUUGUUGCAGAAAACCCUAUGGGGCGGGCAGAGUGCUCCACUAAACUGACAGUCAGAGAAUAAAUACGCAACACUCGCUGAAGAUGAUAGAAUCGCUCUAAAACUGUAACAGGAGAGAAAAGUUUUGGUCAUUUACAGAUUCUAUAUUCUAUGUCUUUAGAGUUGAGCCAGCUCUGUCACAUGCAGAAAGAUUGGUGGUUAUUCAAAGUUAAAGUCACAGUCAGGUCUUAGAAAUACAAUUGAUGCUGAAGUAAAAUGUUUGUUUUGAUUUCAACUGUGCAAUCUCAAUAAAAUGAAGCCUUGAAAUUCUAAUGAGCAAUGUUGCAUAUUUUAACUGUAAUAACAUGCAUGAUAAACAGUAGAGAUAUUUAUACUAAAGGACUAAAGUGUGUAGCAGUGAUUUAUUGAAAUUGAUUUAUUUAAAAGGGCUAUUUAAAGGUGUUUACCUAAAUUUGAUACAACUAUCAGUUUAUGUCUUCCAAUUCAUUUUUAGAUGCAGGUUUCUGUUCACUUGUAUAGUGACUGUUGGGUUCCAAUCGUAUUAUUUUCAUAAUUGGGACUCCUCUCCUCGAAUGAAACAGAGCAGAAAACAUACUGACAUGAAAAAUUUAUACUGUGUGUGAUUGUUUGUUGUAGUAUGUUAUACAUAAGAAAAUAUGUGUGGGUUUGGUGUAAAUAAAUAUUUCAUACCGCUA